GGAUACCACAAGAAGGCAGGAUCGAAUUAGAGUUGUCUGAAUGUCUUUUCUACCAUCUAGUAGUGGUCGUCAGAAUAUUUGGAGCAAGGAUCUGGUGGUAGCCCUAAAAAUGGGUUUGCUGCGAUCUUCUUUUGAUUCCAUUUGUGCCAUUUCUCCAUAAUAACUAAUGGCAAAUCAGCGGAGCACUUCUAGCAUGUUAAUUUUUAAUAUUGACUUUACCGUGUUAAAAGUACAUUGUAAAAAAAAAAAACCUAGACAUAAACUGUUUCAACUCCUACCCUAAAAAUGAUGCUAUAGAGCACUGCACAUAGACAACUAGACACAAGAACAUUUUUUUCCUGAACACCAUCACUCUGCUAAACAAAUAAUUCCCUCAAGACUGUCAAACUAGUUACUAAGUCUGCAUUACUAUUAAUCUUUUCAUCGUUCCUAUCAUCCAUCUCCUCCCACGUAUGACUGUAACCUUGUUGCUGGUAUCCUUAAGAUUUAUAGUGACUGUUUCCCUAUGACUAUCAUUAAGUGUUAUACCUUAUGAUUCUUGACGAAUGUAUCUUUUCUUUUAGGUAUUCCGAGAGCAUAUGCACCAAGAAAAAUUCCUUGGGUGUCCAAUCACACUUGGCCAAUAAAGCUAUUCUAUUCUAUUCUAUUCUAUUCUAUUCUAUUCUAUUCUAUUCUAUUCUAUCAAUUUUAAGACUUAAACUACAAUUCUUAACUUUCUCAACUAAUUUGAGAUCAAUAUCCAUUGAAAUACAAUGGGACUUUAUUCUAUGCAGACAUUCAAUCUAUCAGUAUACUGUACCAUGACAGCUAAUAUUAAAUAUAUUUGCAUACAAGUUUCCUACUACAGAAACAGUUAUUCUUUUUAAUUUUAAUUAAUUUUCUUAAUUUAAUGCAGACUUAGGGCUAUCUUAGUUGGACAGUUCUUGACAAAGGGAAUCCAAUACAUAAUUAAACCAUAAUUAAACAUAUCCUGUCAUCAUUACAGUGUAGAUAUCACUUGCAGAAUGGCCAUCAAGUCCUUGGAAAAAAUAUCCAGAUAUUGUAAUGUGUCUAUAGCUGUCAGAAAUAUUCAAGUCACAAUAUUCCCUGUGAUACUCGAAGCAAAAGUUGUACUUUGAAGAAGCAAGACAGGAAGAGUAUUGAAGCUUUUGAACUUUGGUGUUGGAGAAGACUCCUGAAAAUACCAAGGAUAGCCAAGAAACAAAUGGAUCAUCAAAUAAAUCAAUCCAAAGUUCACACUUGAAAAAGAAAUAGCCAGGUUCAAAAGAACUGGAGAAGACUCUAAUAAUGGAAAUGGUGGAAGGAAAGAAGAAGAAAACAGCAGCAAGCUCCAUCAGAAACCGCUAGCAAGAGCAAGGACUGGUGCAAUGGAGAAACAAGGAGUGCAUCGUCUAAAGCUGAGCAGGCUGACAUACCUGCAGAGAUUGUCUACCCUGAAUAAUAUGAUACUGACUUAGCAUCAGUAGAAGAAGGUAUAGAAAAGAAGGAGCAAUGUCAGAAGAGGUGGCUAACGAGACACAUUUUCCUCUGAAGACAGCAGCUUUAAGAGUAUUUGAUCUUCCACUCUCCUGGUAUAAUUCACUGAUACAGGUUAAAAUCUCACCAGGGCUAAAGAAACUAUUUGCGAUAACAGCAGUAAGUGCCAUAACUGUGCUUUUUCUUGCCCAUCACUUCAAAAGAAAACGUGGGAAGAAAACCAGGAAACUAUCUCCAUGGGAAUCAGACCAUCUGAUAUUCGAUUAUGCAAAAACUUCUGGGUCAGAGAAAAAUUCUAGUUGUUCCAGUAGCAAACAAAAUCUAACACUUUCACUGAAUUCCAUCAAAGAAAAAGGUUUUCAGACUUACAUCCAUGCCAGUGGUGAUCUCUUCAAUAAAUAUUCAGGUUCCGUGCAGAGUUUGGCCUCAGCCCACAGUGCCAUCUCUUGUCCUAGUUGUGUUUGCGUGAAUUCUAAUUCCUGGGAUAAAACAGAUGAAGAUAAUAUGAAGCUAGUCAAUAUUCCAGUAACUACUCCAGAAAAUUUAUACUUAAUGGGGAUGGAGCUAUUUGAAGAAGCACUACAACGAUGGGAACAGGCAUUGACUUUUCGUAACAGACAAGUUGAGGAUGAAGCCAGCUGUGGUGCCAUCAAGCUUGGAGCAGGUGAUGCUAUUGCAGAAGAACAGAUAGAGGAUAUCAUUAGUGCAGAGUUUAUACAUAAGCUUGAACUUUUGCUCCAGAGAGCUUACCGCCUUCAGGAAGAAUUUGAAGCCUCCCUUGGAGCAUCUGACCCAGCAUCUUUUGCCAAUGAGGCUGGUAAUCAAAUGGAUAAUACUAUGAAAGAUAUUACAGAUGAAUUCAGUAUGCGAGAUACAAUAAGCAUUGGAUCAACAGAUUCAUUUGUUUCAGCUGCUGAGCUUACAGAACACAAAGAGAGCCGAAACUAUUAUCACCUGGAUUCACUUUGCCACUGCCCAUUAUAUGAAGAAGCUUUGCGCAUGGCAGAAGAAGGCAAGAUUUAUUCACGUGUCUUAAGGACUGAAAUGUUGGAAUGUUUGGGAGACAGUGACUUCCUUGCUAAGCUCCACUGUAUUCGGCAAGCUUUUCAGGUCAUUCUUUCAGACUCUGCAAAUCGAAUAUUUAUUGCUGAAAGUGGCAGAAGAAUUUUAUGUGCUUUAAUUUUGAGAGCAAGAAAGAACCCAAAGAAAUUUGAGGAAGUAUUUGAUGAAAUGAUCUCUUUUUUAGAACAAGCAGAUCAAUGGAUUCAUACUGAAAUGGAGUUGGCUGCUUAUGGGGUGAAACACUUAAACUUUUAUGAUGUUGUUUUGGACUUCAUAUUAAUGGAUUCUUUUGAAGACUUAGAGAACCCACCCAUGUCUAUACAGAAUAUAGUUAAUAACCACUGGUUGAACUCCUCCUUCAAAGAAACUGCUGUGGCUUCAAGUUGUUGGUCAGUCCUGAAGCAAAAAAAGCAACAAAUGAAAGUUCCUGAUGGUUUCUUUGCACAUUUCUAUGCUGUUUGUGAACAUAUUAGCCCUGUUCUGGCAUGGGGAUUUUUAGGUCCUAGAAAUUCACUGAAUGAAUUAUGCAGCUACUUCAAGAAUCAGAUUCUUUAUUUCCUGAAAGAUAUUUUUGACUUUGAAAAAGUGCGAUACUCAUCACUGGAUAAUUUAGCUGAAGAUCUUCUGCAAUUGCUAAUCCGGCACACUAAUCUUUUAUUGGUCUACUUUGGAGUAAAUGGAUGUCAACACCCAACAGCAAGUGACCUUUUAGAGGCAAAAGUACAAUAAAUUUCUGUUUUUAUUCUUCAUAUGAGCAUAUUUUUGCCUUUUUCUCCAACAAGGAAAUUUAAUAUUGUUUCUUUCAGAGCAAGUACCCCAAAAUCAACAAUAUUGUCAAAUGUGGCCUCAGGGAGGUUUAAAAAUAUACAUAUCAUUGCUUAAAUUAUUGCUGUACAUAUCAUUUAAAAUGAUAUUUCAAUUGUCCUUGGAUUUAUACGUAACAUAUAUUUUUAAACUAUUACAUAAAUAUUAUUUGUGGGGGAUAAAUACAUUGUUCAGAUCUCUUUGUAAUGAAAGUGAUACAAAAAUACAUGUUAUAGUAAAUAAGUUCCUCCCAGGUUUACAAUGUAUAAAUUAGGUAGUACAAAGCUUUCAAAAGCUCUGCCUGGUGAUGUAUUUGCCAAGAUUUGCACCUUUUUUGUCUUAACUAAUGUGCAAUAAAAAAAAAACCAUAUAUGGUGACAAAUGAUAUAGUUUUUGUGUGUAUAAGCUAUAAUUUAUAGUGUAGCAACUGUAUCAAUGCAUUUGACCUUGGGACAAUAUUCUGUGAGCACUGUUGUAAAAUUUAAGAGUUAAUAUUAAAUUUUUAUGUAAAUUAUGAUGUUUUACGUUGGUUGUAUUGCAUAAAAUCAGAGUCUGAUGAACCCUCAGCAAUUGUUUUGAGUAGUUAAUAAUCUCUACCAUAUUUAUUUAUUUAGUAAAUUUAUAGAUUGCUAAAUAUAUAGAUAACUCUCUGCAGAGCUUUUAAUUUUUUAUACAUACUAUAAAUAAGUUCUUGUCUAAUUGAAUCUAUUAUUUAAAGUAUAUUUUUAAGGGAAAGAUAUAUAUUAAAAAUAAUAAAAUGGUGCAAGGGUAAAUACAUGUUCCAUUACAAUUUUAAAUACGUGUUUGUCUCUUUUUAAAACAACAGGGAUGCCAAAAAAUACCUUUAAGGUCUAGUUUGUGUGUCAUGUAUAGAUGUAUUUUGUUUGAUCAUGGUUUAUUGUAUUAUCCAUAAUAUGAAGCUGUAAGAUAUGGUUUGUUAAGCACAAUGACCAGAUUCACACACUACACCAAUCCUCAAUCAUUCCACAUUUUUAUUUAGAUUUGGAAGGAUAAAUGAGCCUAAAGGGAUGCUGUGCUUGCUCUCUUAAACAGCACUAAUCCUAGCUUUCAGCCAGAAAAUUUAAGCCUAGCUAUUGUCUGUUUUGCCCAGCUUCAUAUAUGCAUAGUGUAAGAGUUUAGCCUUUAAAUUAUAGAAGUUUAUUGGAUUGGAUUUUCAAGAAAUCCCUUGCCCAGUUCUGCCUUGCACUUCUAGUCUCUGUCCAUUCUCUGUCACAAAAAUUAAACAGUUGAUUUGAAACUUAUCAAGCAUUGAGAUACCCUAUCAAUUGAGUGUGUUCUCUGUGUUUAUUAUUUUAUAUAUUUUUAUUACAUAAACUUAGUGAUAAUAUUCCCUUGCAUGAAGAAACAGUUAAUGCUACCCAGUCAGCACGUAAAAGUACUAAGAUACUAUAGCUGUUCAAAAAUUGUGAAUAUAUGAUACAGGAAAAUUCAUUUGAGUCUUUAUAUUAUGUAAUACUGUACAUAUUAAUAUUUUUAAUAUUCUUUUUCUGUCUAUGCAAAAGCAAAUCAGGAUAAGUCAAUCUCUUUUUCCAACUGUAGCAAUUAGAAGACCAUUCCUUUUGCAAAAAUGUAAAAUGUGCAUUUAUUGUAAGCUGCCCAGAGUCACAUAAAAAUGACAU
Molecule: messenger RNA, 4982 nt
Organism: Ahaetulla prasina
Lineage: Eukaryota; Metazoa; Chordata; Lepidosauria; Squamata; Colubridae
Gene: MIGA1
Product: mitoguardin 1
Exons: 17
Coding region: 1492-3267 (591 amino acids)
Biological process (GO): mitochondrial fusion
Source: RefSeq, a predicted model, not a curated record